Messenger RNA from Cryptotermes secundus, 1103 nucleotides. RefSeq names its product tRNA-splicing endonuclease subunit Sen15. Gene Ontology annotation, molecular function: nucleic acid binding. The record is from RefSeq and is a predicted model, not a curated record. The coding region runs from base 131 to 844 and encodes 237 amino acids. Gene Ontology annotation, biological process: tRNA splicing, via endonucleolytic cleavage and ligation. NCBI's taxonomy places the organism in Eukaryota, Metazoa, Arthropoda, Insecta, Blattodea, Kalotermitidae. The transcript is spliced from 4 exons.
UAUGAGUAGUUUGAGGCAUGUAUGGUGGUUGUGUUUUUAAAUUUAUGAUAUUGAUAUAAAGAAAUUAAUGUAGCUUAUACAUUAGUAUAGUAGUGAUUCAGAAUUGAUUAGCAAGAAUCUGUACAAAAAUAUGACAACUUACAUAACCCACCCAGUUCAGCGAGACAUGAUCAAUUUGGGAUGCACAAAUCAAUUCAGUGUCGGAAUUGCUUUUCAGGUUUAUAUGGACCUCUGUGAAGUUCAGGCACUGCACGAUGUCAAGUACUUGUACAACCGUGAACUUGAUUUGCUGUACCUGAUGGGCAAAGAUGGGAGAGGCUCACAGUCUGCUUCAAGAACGGAGAUAUUUCUUCCACUUUCAACUGUUUGUGAAAUCACCCCUGCAUGGAUACAGAAAGUGCAAGAUACACUUUGUGCUGACCAAGAAGAGAAAGGGAUAACAUUAGCCAUGAAGGAGCAUGACUCCACAGUGGUCUACUAUCGCCUGACACAAGGCUUACUACCACCAGACUCUCCAGAAACUAAACAUCGAAAGAAACAGCUUGAUGAGCAGAAACGUUUUAUUGAAGGGGAAAUAUGCAGAAUGCGACAUAAAUUGACAGAGAGAGCUCAUAAUGCUGGGUCUCUUGGAGAGGCAAAGACAUUUAUAGGUAAUGAACAAGAAACAGCUCACUCCGCAAGCACUACUGCUGUAGAUGGAGAGCAUCGGAUGAGCACCAGGGAGGAUACUGGGCACCAGCCACACACGAGCACUGGAGUCACAGAGGAAAGUACACAGGUAGCAAAAGAAUAUCCCGAUGACAGUUCUUCAGGCAGAACCUUGGCAGUGCAGCAGCAAGACUAAGACCAGGUGUUGUGCAUAUCGCCACAAAAAUGGUCUCGUUAACAGCUGGGUCCAGCAAGUUGUUGUCAGUCAGUUGCCAGUUUAUCUUUCAUUUCAUCCAGGCAAAUGCUGAACAAGAAGUGUGAAACAGACCACACCUUCUUCCUUCUUGUUCCAUUCUAUUGCUCAGCAUUCAGUCAUCCUCUCAUAUCAUUAAACACUAGUCACUGCAGUUGAAACAUCAUCAUUAAAUCUACAAAUAAAGUUAAUUUGCAAAUGA